Molecule: messenger RNA, 513 nt
Organism: Neopsephotus bourkii (Bourke's parrot)
Lineage: Eukaryota; Metazoa; Chordata; Aves; Psittaciformes; Psittacidae
Product: fibulin-7-like
Molecular function (GO): calcium ion binding
Source: RefSeq, a predicted model, not a curated record
CCUCCAGAUGUGGAUGAGUUCCAGCUCUUCCAGUCCAUUCCCCAGACCCGGCUUUGCCUCCAUGAGUGCCUCAACCUCCCCGGCUCCUACCACUGCCUCUGCCCACCUGGUUACCUCCUCCAUUCUGACUGCAGUGCCUGUGAGGAUGUGAAUGAGUGCACCAGGAAGCAGCACAACUGCACUCAGGGCAACGUCUGCAUCAACACCUUUGGGGGCCACCGCUGUGUGCACCCCAAGUGCCCCCUGCCAUGCCACAACACCAGCUACGUCAAGACCUCUGCCUUUGCCUGGAACCCAUGCCCCAUAGGGAGCCGAGCCUGCCGCCUGGUCCCUACCUCCAUCUCCUUCCACUACCUGCCGCUCCGGGCCAACCACACUGUGCCCCACGUGCUCUUCAAGGUGACCACCACCCGCUUCGGGGGUGACAGCCUGCACUGCAUCACUGGUGGCCAGGGCUGGGGUGUCUUUGCUGUGAGGCGCUCCGGCAUCCAGAGAUGCAUGCAGGGCACAUGA